Hermetia illucens (black soldier fly) is the source of this 4415-nucleotide messenger RNA. It is a transcript of the gene Pgant2, whose product is annotated as polypeptide N-acetylgalactosaminyltransferase 2. Gene Ontology annotation, cellular component: Golgi apparatus. NCBI's taxonomy places the organism in Eukaryota, Metazoa, Arthropoda, Insecta, Diptera, Stratiomyidae. Bases 656 to 2461 code for a protein of 601 amino acids. The transcript has 8 exons. The record is from RefSeq and is a predicted model, not a curated record.
UCGGUAACAGAUUCGUACCACGCGUUCUAUUUUCCCAAAAACACCGUAUCCCUAGCGUUCAAUAAACAUCUGAAAAUUCUUAAGUGCGGAAAAAUCAAUUGUAGAAAAAUAGGUGGCUAAGCUAGCAAAAUGAUACCGCGGCUAAAAUACCAAGAUUUGGAGACGUUAUCCUCGUGGAAAAAGGAAGGAAUUGUCGAAAGACUACUGUCGCCACUAUGACCACUCCAAAGGAGCUGCGCCACCACCCUAAAACCUGUGCAAUGUUAAAAAUAGUGUCUUCCGUGUUUUGGUGUUCAACUGAAAAUAGUGCCCGUCUGGGGUUGAGCCUGUAGAAGGCUUAAUGCGAACGGGUUAAAUCGAUGCAAUGGUGCCUGUUUUGUGCCGAUUGGUGCAGUGAAUUAAGAUAAAAGGAGGCAAAAUAAAUACAGCGAAAUUAUGAAAAUUCGACGCCAAUUAGGUCAAAAGGAUUUGGAAAUCAGCUUAAUUCGACUUGCCUGAUUCGACCAGUUUGUUUGUUUAUUUAUUCCUCCUCCAAUCGAUAAUCCAGGAGAUCGCGGGUUCUGUGAUUCUGAUUUGCUUUCCUCCGUUUCGGUGAAAGUAGUGUGAAUUUGUGAAGUUUUCAGUGGUUAAGGAUUAAGAGGAAAUCGCCAGCAACAUGCGAAGAAAUGUUAAAUUGGUCGCCUUCGUGACCAUUCUCUGGAUGUUCUUCAUGGUCUACUACUUCCAGACGAACAGUGGAAAGAUCGAAAAUCGUGCACUACGUCUCCGCGAAGUGGCCACAGCCGCCCAGCAGUAUCAAGAUGACCAGCUAACCGCAUCCUCGUCGUCAUCGUCCACCUCAACACAUAGCGUAUCGAAAAAGGUCCUUCAUCAUAGUCAAACGCAACCGCAAACUUUCCCAGGCUUAAACAUCCUACAACAUAAAAGCCUGGGAUUAAGUGGAAUUGGAAUUGGUGGGUUAAUUCCUGAAACAUCGCCACGUAUAACAUGGGAUUACUUCGAUGAAGUUGGCUAUGUACAAAAGGGAGGACUACGACUAGGCGAAGAUCCUUACGUACGAAAUCGAUUCAAUCAACUGGCGAGUGAUUCAUUGCCAAGUAAUCGGGAGGUGCCUGAUACACGGCAUCCCAUGUGUCGUACAAAGGGAUAUAGCGAGGAUUUACCGGAAACUAGUGUCAUCAUUACAUUCCACAACGAAGCCAGAUCUACCCUGCUCCGAACAAUAGUGAGCGUCCUAAACCGAAGCCCCGAACAUUUAAUCAAGGAAAUUGUGUUGGUGGACGAUUUUAGUGACAAUCCUGAAGACGGCUUGGAAUUAGCUAAAAUCAACAAAGUCCGCGUCAUUCGAAAUGACAAACGGGAAGGGCUGGUCCGUUCUCGUGUUCGUGGUGCCGAAGCUGCAAAAGCUGAAGUUCUUACAUUCCUGGACAGUCACGUUGAAUGCAACGAAAGAUGGUUAGAACCACUCUUGGAUCGCGUAGCCGAAGACCCAACUCGUGUAGUAUGUCCUGUAAUAGAUGUAAUCAGCAUGGAUACAUUCCAAUAUAUCGGAGCAUCAUCCGACUUGCGUGGAGGAUUCGAUUGGAAUUUGGUGUUCAAAUGGGAAUAUUUGAACCCACAGGAACGGCAAGAACGCGCAAAAGACCCAACCAGAGCUAUUCGUACGCCAAUGAUCGCUGGCGGCUUGUUCGUUAUAAAUAAGAAAUAUUUCGAGAAAUUAGGAAAAUACGACAUGAAAAUGGAUGUUUGGGGCGGGGAAAAUCUGGAAAUAUCAUUCCGUGUAUGGCAAUGCGGUGGCAGUUUGGAAAUCAUUCCAUGCAGUAGAGUCGGACAUGUGUUCAGAAAAAGACAUCCUUAUACAUUCCCUGGAGGAAGUGGAAAUGUUUUCGCUCGAAAUACUCGGCGAGCAGCGGAAGUUUGGAUGGAUGAAUAUAAACAGUAUUAUUAUGCUGCUGUGCCGUUAGCGAAAAAUGUGCCGUUUGGAAACAUUGAAGAUAGAUUAGCAUUAAGAGAUAAACUACAUUGUAAGCCAUUCAAAUGGUAUUUAGAGAAUGUUUAUCCUGAACUUCAAGUGCCUGAAACACAAAACGUAGGAACGUUGAGACAAAACCAUUUUUGCUUAGACACGCUGGGACACCUUAUUGACGGUAUCGUAGGACUCUACACUUGCCACAACACAGGCGGUAAUCAAGACUGGACAAUAACAAAACGCGGUCAAAUCAAACAUCACGACAUGUGUCUGACUCUAGUCAAUUUCAUACGUAGCUCGCAUGUUGUGCUGAAAUUCUGCGAUGAUUCGGAAAAUCAAAUGUGGAAAUUGCGAGAAGGAGGCUUCAUACAACAUGCCAAAAUGAAUAUAUGCCUGGACUCGCUCUACGUCCAUGAGCGUGGCAUCACAGCCGAACGCUGUAACACCGAAUUAGAGACACAAAGAUGGCAAUUUGUCAAUAAAUUUUCAUGAGGUCAACAUUGAAAAUUAGAUGACACCAGUGCGUAGAUUUUUCCUACUUAUACUAUGUGUAAUGUGUAUCUUUAAGAUGAGAAAUUCAGUCAAUCAUUUGUUGUAUUUUACUCCUUUUCGUUUUCUUAGUCGAAUUACUUAUGUACGAGUAUGUAUACCAUCGCAAGGGAAACGUUACUCUGAUAUUAUUCCAUUAUUAUUAAGAGUACUCGUAUAAAAAUGGAAAUGUGAUUUGCUUGAAUUGUAUAUUUAUUUUCUAUGCAAUGUUUUAUUUGUGGCCCGUCCUUUUCUUGUGUAUAUUUGUAUGUGUAGAUGUGUCAAAAGAUGAAUAUCAUAUUUUUUAUGUUGUAACACAAAAUGGAUAAAGAAAUAGACAGGCAGACAGUUAGCAAGCGACGGAUAACAUUUCUUGUUUGGUAUUUAUUAUCUCUGGGGCUUGGAAUUACGAAUUUCCUUAAAUUAAUUGAUGAAUGCUUCCUUUUUACACAAAUUAUUAUCUGCGUUGUAUCUUAGGAAGAAGUGAAUUAUGCCAUUCUUGAAGGUAGGGUGUAAUGAAGUCAUACAGGAGGCCAGUCAGUGGAGUAAAUGGAAUUUUUAGCGACCUUAAAUAACGCUGAUGUUCGGUAGCGCAGAAAUAUGUAACGUGUCUAUCAUUGCACCUUUCCCAAAAGAUACAGCGUUUUUCUAGGAUAUAAAGUUACAAUGCAAAAUACUACCGUAAAAUUUAAAUAUGCUACUAAUUGCAUCACUAACUGGUCUAAGAUUCGUGUUAAGCAAAACGUUUAUUUUUUUACCAAAUUGUUGCCAGUACAAUUUUGUUCCUUUUUAAGUAAGCGAUUAUUUGGGAGAAGGUUUUAUUUCAAUAAAGUUCCACCUCUUUACUUUGAUAUUUUUUUGUAAAUUUUCUUACUUUUGCCCCUUUAGAUUAGUAACAAUUAUACGGCCAUGAAUUUUAUCUCUUCCUAUACAGUUUUUCGCUAGCUACUUGCCUCUCUCAAAGUAAUUUUCAGUAUCUAAAUUUUUCCUAAACCCUAAUACAUUCCAAAAAGUAUUCUAUAUUUGCUUUCGUAAUUUUAAAUUUCUUUCAGAAAUCUCGUCACUAUCUACUUAACUUUUAGUUUAAAAGAUUUAAAGAUUCCAGUUUAUCGCUUUGUUUUCUAUGACUAACAAACAAUUAAGAAUGUUAAUUAAAAAACAUGAAUGAAUAAAUGCAAACUAUAAUUAGGAAAUACAAUUUGUAAAUAUAUAUGACAUAUAAAUAAUAUUAGGGAUGAUGAAAUAUAUAUGCAAAAAAAGAAUAUAAAAACAGGAGUCAAAAGUUAUGAAAAUAUACAAAAGUUAACUUUUUAAAUUGAAUGUAAAUUAUCAAAAAAAAAAGGAAAAAAAAAACAUAAAAGAAAAAACAAUUUGUAAACUGACCAUCAAUAUGGAUAAGUUCUUUAAAAUAGACAUUCGGAGAAAACACUAUUGAAACUAAUGCGAAAAUGAAUGUAUGUAAAUGUUUCCAGUCUAAAGUAGUAAAAAAUUCACAAAAAAAAUUGGCAAAAAAUAAAUAUUGUCGAAAUUCAAUUGAAAAUAUUAACAAUAAUAUAAACAUUGUCUAUUAACAGAAAACAAAUAUAUACAUAUAUUUACUUAAGAUGAAAAAAGCUGUUGAAAUUAUAUAUUAUAUUGCUAUUAUGAGAAUAUUGUUCAUAGCAAAUGAAACAGAGAAAUGAAAACUGAAUAUAUAUAACUGUUCACUUGGUAUAAAUGAACACAAGUCGUAUUACUUAAGUGCGGUGCUUUUAAGUUACUCUGCAAAGUCACUUUUCUUUCCAAUCUCUUUAGUGUAUCUUUUAAAGGACUUUCGAAUUACUCUUGCUGUACAAACUAUUAGUUUCCGUUUUCGAUUUUUCCAUAAUUUUUGUAUUUUAAAUAUUGCAAAUAUAGUUAUAUACAUUUUUUGAUAAUA